AUGCCGCUGACUCCAGUUGCGCUUGAUGCCAUCACUCACACCUCCAUAGUUGUUCCCAUUGCAACAAAGACAGUUGAAGGCAUGAAGCUAGGCACAACAGCGAAGAGUAUCAGUAGAGGUAAACCUGUCAACAAGCUUGCAGUAGUUCUCGAAGUGGAUCAGGGUGGACAUUUUUUGAAUGUCGUUACAAUGACCACAUUCAAUGGCUUAACCUUGACAGAACAACUAGAAGCAGGAAGGAUAGAUGACAGGAUGCAAUGGUGCCCCUUGGGAUCAGCACCCCAGGCCCUUGCGGGUCAUCAAGCAGUACCGAUUGAGCACGAGGGUGACAGUCUGUCCUAUGUGUUGCUUGAACCAAUCAAAUAUUAUCCUGAGGGGACAAGCUCAGGUAGCCGAGACUCGCUUACCAGCCGAGUCCAUCCAGUCUAUCUUGAAGAUGAUACAAUACAUGGGGAAGUCCAGAGACUCAGAAGGGGCAGGGCACAUCGGAUGAAAGUGUAUGUAAUGGGUUGGGUUGGGUUGGGUGGAGGAGUAGAGAACAGCAUGCCCGUACCUCAUCAAGGCGAAGACUGUUGGAAUGGAAGGGUGCCCCUGCAGACGCUGCAGAACCCAUCGCUCAUGAUUUAA
Suillus fuscotomentosus is the source of this 627-nucleotide messenger RNA. RefSeq lists its product as uncharacterized. Lineage: Eukaryota; Fungi; Basidiomycota; Agaricomycetes; Boletales; Suillaceae. The record is from RefSeq and is a predicted model, not a curated record. The transcript has 6 exons. The coding region runs from base 1 to 627 and encodes 208 amino acids.